CCAAAAAAAUAUCAGUCUACUAUUAAUUGUUUUCCCAUAAUAAGAAAUAGUAACUUUGUAUAAAAUGAACGGCACUUUGUUAGCACUAUGCUUAGGCAUACUUCUAUUUGGUGGAUUUAAAUUUAUGACAGCCUAUACCAUUCAAUCAGCUCAAAGUGAUCGAGUGCAAUACAUUGCCGUUGAAAAGGGCACCCCAAAUUCAAAAAACUAUCGUAUAUAUUAUACCAAUCAAGAUGGGCACGCAAUUUCACCGAUGCACGACAUACCAUUGUUUGUAAACGGUUCGCAAAAUGUGUAUAAUAUGGUGGUGGAAAUCCCACGUUGGACGCAAUCGAAAAUGGAAAUAUCUCUUUCGGAAACGCUCAAUCCCAUCAAACAAGACGUAAAGAAAGAAAAACUGCGAUAUGUUGCGAAUUGUUUCCCUCAUCAUGGCUAUAUUUGGAAUUAUGGCGCCUUUCCACAAACCUGGGAAAAUCCUCAACACACAGAUCCAUCGACCGGAUGCAAAGGUGAUAAUGAUCCAAUUGAUGUGAUUGAAAUUGGAUCACGUGUUGCCAAGCGCGCUCAAGUGUUACAAGUUAAGGUUCUCGGCAUUUUGGCUCUCAUUGAUGAAGGUGAAACUGACUGGAAAGUUAUAACCAUUGAUGUAAACGAUCCAAAAGCGAACCAAGUCAAUGAAAUUACAGAUGUUGAAAAGGUUUUUCCAGGCCUUCUAAAGGCAACCGUUGAUUGGUUUAAAAUUUACAAAAUUCCCGAUGGAAAACCACCAAACGAAAUUGCAUUCAACGAUACCGCACAAAAUGCAACAUUUGCCAAUGAAAUUGUUCGAGAAACUCAUGCCUUCUGGAAAUCAUUGAUCAUGAAAAACAUUGAAAGUGAUAAGAUCUCAUUGAUAAACACUGCUGUGAAUGAUUCACCAUUUGUUAUUCCUCAAGCAGAAGCUGAUCAGAUUAUGCAUUCAGCAGCUGAAUGGGGUACAGCUGAACCAGUACCAGAUACAAUCGAUACAUGGCACUACAUCACACUUUGAAACUUAGUCAUGAAUUCAAAAAUUCACAUAGAAAGAGAUUGGAAUUUCAGAAUAUCUUGAAAAUAUUCACAUUUACUAUUAAAUCAAAUCUAUUGAUAUUUACACGUAAUUUUCAAUAAAUAAAAAAGCUUUUCUCUUUUGUAAAAGAUAAGUAAACUAUCAUUAUCGUUAUCAAAUCGUUCAAAUAGAAUCAGACUCAAUUUAAUACAGAGAAUAAUAUGAAUCAUUAUUAAGGAACGUGAUUUGAUUACAUGGUUUAUAGAGUUUUACUUUUCCGCACA
This is a messenger RNA of Contarinia nasturtii (swede midge), 1311 nucleotides long. RefSeq names its product inorganic pyrophosphatase-like. Gene Ontology annotation, molecular function: inorganic diphosphate phosphatase activity; magnesium ion binding. NCBI's taxonomy places the organism in Eukaryota, Metazoa, Arthropoda, Insecta, Diptera, Cecidomyiidae. The record is from RefSeq and is a predicted model, not a curated record. Gene Ontology annotation, cellular component: cytoplasm. Bases 65 to 1030 code for a protein of 321 amino acids. The transcript has 2 exons. Gene Ontology annotation, biological process: phosphate-containing compound metabolic process.